Molecule: messenger RNA, 1939 nt
Organism: Arabidopsis arenosa
Lineage: Eukaryota; Viridiplantae; Streptophyta; Magnoliopsida; Brassicales; Brassicaceae
Source: the annotation of a GenBank genome assembly
ACACCUAAAUCAUCACAAAUGAAGAUCCUUGUUCAUCUCUCCAUCUUCUUCUCCAUCCUUUUCAUCUCUCUCCCAUCUUCUCACAGCUGCACUGCAAAUGACAAAGAUGCCCUCCUUGAAAUCAAGAAAUCACUUAACAACCACCCCCUCCUCUCGUCUUGGAAACCCCAAACCGAUUGUUGCACCGGCUGGAGCGGCGUCCAGUGCACUGGCGGAAGUGUCACCUACCUAACUCUUUCCUCAAGUAAAUUCUCCGGAAACAUCCCACCCGCCGUCACCAAGCUCAAGAGCCUUGACAUCCUCUUUUUUAAGUACAGCAAUUUCUCCGGUCCGGUUCCUGAUAACAUCAGCGAUCUCAAGAACCUCACCUACUUGGGCCUUUCCUUUAACCAAUUGACCGGUCCGAUUCCCGGUUCGCUAUCUCAGAUGCCGAUGCUUCAAGCCAUUGAGCUCAACGAUAAUAAGCUAACCGGUUCUAUACCAGACUCUUUCGGUUCUUUUGUUGGCAACAUCCCUGUACUCGAAUUGUCUAACAAUCGCCUCUCAGGGAAAAUACCGGAAUCGUUGUCAAAAUACGACUUCAACGCAGUGUUUCUGUCGGGAAACAGAUUCACCGGAGAUGGUUCCAUGUUUUUCGGACGGAACAAAACAACUAUACAACUGGAUCUGUCGAGAAACAUGUUUCAGUUCGAUCUCUCUAAGGUUAAGAUUGCUAGGAGCAUACUUGCGUUGGAUCUGAGCCAAAACCGAAUCUUUGGUAAGAUUCCUCGGGUGCUAACUACCCUACGACGUCUCGAGUUUUUCAACCUUUCGUUUGGAUGGGAAUUUUCUGAAACUAAACUACAUAGUGAUAUGGAGACACAAAUUCAUCAACUUGAGCAGGAAGCAUAUACCGCCGUUUUAAGGGCUUUUAAAGCGCAGUCUGAUGCGAUUUCUUGGGAAAAAGAAAGCUUGAUAACCGAAUUGCGAAAAGAAUUGAGAGUAUCUGAUGAUGAACAUCGAGAGCUUCUGAGUAGGGUCAAUAAGGAUGAUACUAUCCAGAGGAUAAGAGAUUGGAGACAGGGAGGCGGAAGCCAUAAUACUAGACAUGCAACUAUUCAGCCUUUUGAUGUUCUUCCUAGUCCCACUUUCUCAGCUGGCCGAAAGAAACAGAAAACAUUCCAAUCUUAUCAUCCAUCAAUUGGUGCGACUGGAAAUAGGUCAUUCAAUAGUCGUGUGGUAUCUGGUGGCAUAUCAGGAAAUGAAUCUGCUGAAGCUUUGAUCGGAAGAAAAGUGUGGACAAAAUGGCCUGAAGAUAACCACUUCUAUGAAGCAAUUAUAACCCAGUACAAUGCAGAUGAUGGUCGGCAUGCUUUGGUGUAUGAUAUACAUGCAGCUAAUGAAACGUGGGAAUGGGUUGAUCUCAAGGAGAUACCACCGGAAGAUAUAAGGUGGGAUGGGGAGGAGAGUGGGGUAGCUUUAAACAUUGGACAUGGAAGUGGAUCAUUCCGUGGCAACCGAAGAAGCCAAAUCCAUGGUGGUAGAGGGAGAGGGCCAAGAAUUCAUCAACCAAGAAGAGAACUCUUACCACCACCAACACAACAGAAUGGUGGUGGUGGUCGGAGAACUUCUUCUGAUGAUAUUGAAUUGUUCAACACAGACUCGCUUGUGAAGGAGGUGGAGAGAGUUUUCGAUUCUACUCAUCCUGAUCCGCUCGAGCUCGAUAAGGCCAAGAAAAUGCUCAAGGAACAUGAACAGGCACUCGUUGCUGCCAUUGCAAGGCUUGCUGAUACUUCUGAUGGCGAAAUGGAUGGAGAUCCACCAUAUUCGCAUGAUCAUCCAAUGCCACAGGGAUGAGAGAAAAGCUGUCUGCAACUCAGGAUUCGGUCGUCAUACCCAAGGACUCUGGAUUUAAGAAGAAACAUUGUGCUCGGCUAAGAAAGAAAUGCGAAAUGCUUAA